This is a messenger RNA of Dictyostelium purpureum, 1088 nucleotides long. RefSeq lists its product as uncharacterized. Bases 6 to 1088 code for a protein of 360 amino acids. Gene Ontology annotation, molecular function: actin filament binding. NCBI's taxonomy places the organism in Eukaryota, Evosea, Eumycetozoa, Dictyosteliales, Dictyosteliaceae. The record is from RefSeq and is a predicted model, not a curated record. The transcript is spliced from 2 exons.
AUAAAAUGAUUAAAAACAGAAAAUUAAAUCUUGAAGAUACCAAUGUAGCUUUAAUUGGCACCGCAUUAGAUCACAAGGUUAAAUUAGAUGCCGCCCAAACCGAAAAACAAUGGCACGGUGUUGGUCAAAAAGAAGGUUUAACUAUUUGGAGAAUUGAAAACUUUAAAGUUGUCCCAGUCCCAAAAGAAACCUAUGGUAAAUUCUACGAUGGUGACAGUUAUAUUAUCUUACACACUUUUAAAGAAGGAAAUAGUUAUAAACACGAUAUUCAUUUCUUCUUAGGUCAAUUCACAACUACCGAUGAAGCUGGUACUGCUGCUUACAAGACCGUCGAAUUAGAUGAAUUCUUAGGUGGUGGCCCAGUUGAAUAUCGUGAAGUUCAAGGUUUCGAAAGCUCUCGUUUCCUCUCAUUAUUCCCACAAUACUUUAUUUUAAGAGGUGGUGUAGAAUCUGGCUUUAAUCAUGUCAAACCAACCGAAUACAAACCACGUUUAUUACACAUUUCAGGUGACCGUAGUGUUAAAGUUGAAGAAGUUGAUAUCAACUACAAAUCACUCAAUCAAGGCGAUUGUUUCAUCUUAGAUUGUGGUUUAACCUUAUAUCAAUUAAAUGGUAGCAAAUCAAGUGGUCAAGAAAAAAUUAAAGCUGCUGAAAUUGCUCGUGCCAUCGAUGGUGAAAGAAAAGGUUUACCAAAAGUUGAAGUCUUUGAAGAAGGUGAUAUCCCAGCCGAAUUUUGGAAUACUCUCGGCGGCAAAGGUCCAAUUGCAGCAAAAGCCGCUUCAGUUGCUGCUCCAAAAUACGAAAAAGCUGUUUACAAACUCUCUGAUGCUACUGGUAAAGUUGCCUUCACCCAAGUUGCCAAAGGUAGUGCUCCAAAAUCUGCUUUGAAAUCCGAAGAUGCUUUCAUCGUUGAUUUAGGUAGUGAAAUCUAUGCUUGGAUCGGCAGCAAAGCCUCAACCAAUGAAAAGAAACUUGCCUUCAGCUAUGCCACUCAAUACUUAAAGGACAAUAACAGAAAUCAAUACACUCCAGUCAUUCGUGUUCUUGAAACUGGUUCAAGCAAACACUUUGAAUCAUUAUUAAACUAA